This is a messenger RNA of Bombyx mori (domestic silkworm), 6086 nucleotides long. RefSeq names its product rhophilin-2 (gene Rhp). NCBI's taxonomy places the organism in Eukaryota, Metazoa, Arthropoda, Insecta, Lepidoptera, Bombycidae. Gene Ontology annotation, molecular function: protein binding. The transcript is spliced from 16 exons. The coding region runs from base 560 to 2959 and encodes 799 amino acids. Gene Ontology annotation, biological process: signal transduction; negative regulation of stress fiber assembly. The record is from RefSeq and is a predicted model, not a curated record.
GUUAGUUCAAGUCGAAGUCAGUUUGGCGGCGGUCGCGUCGAGCGUGGUUGUUUCUGUUUUUAUACGCUUUGACAAAAUACGCGCUUACUUAUCCGCAAUUACUUUAAAAAAAAUCACAAAGAGUAUUAUUAUUAACAGUGCAGUGUUAUUCAUUGUGAAGUGGAGUUCAGCGUUUGUUAAAAGAUCCGAAAGACGCUGAGGCGAUCGAGAAAGUUCUAAUACAGUCGGUAAAUAAAUCAGUAAUUCAACAAUACGAUGCGGUGAUAAUGUGUUUUCAAAAUAAUAGUAGGUGUUGUUUGAAAAGUUUUAAUAAAAAUCCUAGAAUCCAAGUGAAGUGAUAUAAAAUUGAAGUGUUGUUUUAAUUAAGUUCGAAAUUCAAAAGUGAACGUUUAAAGUGAGUUUCUGAUUGUUCCAAAAUCAAAAGUGUUUUCGAGUGUGCAUUUAAAGCGAGUUCGAUUAUUCCAAAUUCAAAUUUAAGUUUACCCGAUUAAUCAGCAGUGAGUUCGUGAUUGUUCCAAAUUUGAUUACUGAGUACGCUUGUGUAUGAUGAGUGGCGAGUAUGGGUGAGCCUCAAAAGCUGCACAAGACUUGUGUAAGAGUCGGCUCCGCUGAUGAAGAGGAGGCGAGGGACGAGGUCGACGGAGUCCUGCCAAAGAAGAAUCCUUUUGUUAGGGGCUCUGACCCUCGGGUGGCGACAUGUCGCGGGCGACUGCAGACCAGGCGGUGUCAACUGAACCAAGAGAUCAAUAAGGAGCUGAGGCUACGGGCUGGCGCUGAAAACCUGUUCAAGGCAACAACGAACAGAAAAUUGCGGGAAACCGUAGCACUGGAGCUGAGCUUCGUCAACUCCAACCUCCAACUCCUCAAAGAGCAGCUGGCAGAACUGAACUCCUCCGUCGAACUCUACCAGAGCGAUAGCAAAGAAUGCGUAAUGCCAAUGAUCCCUCUCGGCCUGAAGGAGACGAAGGAGGUGGACUUCAGGGACCCGUUCAAGGACUUCAUCCUGGAGCAUUACAGCGAGGACGCGGCGCACUACGAGGACGCCAUCUCCGACUUUAUGGACAUGAGACAAGCAAUCCGGACCCCCGUGCGCUCGACGGCAGGAGUUGCCCUGCUCUUCAAGUACUACAACCAGCUGUACUACAUCGAGAGGCGGUUCUUCCCGCCGGACCGGUCCCUGGGCGUCUACUUCGAGUGGUUCGAUUCAUUAACAGGAGUCCCAUCGUGUCAGCGAACAGUGGCUUUUGAGAAAGCAUGUGUCUUGUUCAACAUUGCUGGCAUUUACACACAGAUCGGCGCUAAACAGGAGCGCAGUCGUUGCGCCGGGCUGGACGGCGCAGUGGACGCGCUGCUGCGUGCGGCCGGCGCGCUCCGGCACAUCCACGAGAACUUCACCAACGCGCCCUCGGUGGACCUCGCCGCAGACACGCUUCUCGUCCUCGGCACCCUCAUGACGGCUCAAGCCCGCGAGUGUCUGCUGGAGAAGCUGCAGCUGCAGGCGGGGGGCGAGGCGGGUGACGUCACGCUGGACCUGGCGCAGGAGAGCGCGCACCUGGCGCACACCUACCGACAGCUGCACGCCAAGAUGCAAACCGAGGGUGUCUUCAACUACGUGCCAUACUCGUGGGUCUCCCUGGUCCACGUCAAGACUGAGUUCUACCACGCGCUCGCGCACCAGUACUGCGGCACGGCGCUGCUCCACUCCACUCCCUCUGCAGAGAUGAGGGAGAGACUGGACGCGCUGUACUCCAAUGAGAACGACAGGAGUCAGCAGAACGGUAACUCCAUAUUGAAAGAGCAAGACUAUGACCUCACAGCCCUGGGGAGGGCGCAUCUAGCCGAGGCCGUCGCCCUCUAUGAAGAAGCGUUAAGACUACAAAGAAUGUGCAGAGAGUUACGGGACAAGGAAGCGCUGUCCGUGGUGGUGCGAGCUCAUUUGGAGCAGGUGGCGCAAGAACAGAACCCGAAGGCGGAACAAAACGACUUCACGGAUCUACUGGACGCACCCAACAUCACGCCGUCAUCGAAAUUUCAACUGGCUCUUACACCUCCGGACUUCUCGCAAUACCGAGUCGAGGACUUGUUCAAAUCCCUCGGACCCAUCGCGGUUUUCUCAGCCAAGCGGCACUGGAGCGCUCCUAGAUUAGUCCAGCUCCAGAAAAACACCAGAAGAAGAAACUCCAGAAUCGAAGACCCAGACCAGGAGAGACUAAAAAGAUCGAACGACAAAAGGGACAGAUCAGAAGACAACAGCGCCUACUACAACCAGAACAGAAGCGACGAGAAGCAUUCGGAAGAUUACGAGAAGAAACUCCUCAAAGUGACGAAACAGAACGGGAUAUACAUAAACAGCUAUAAUAACAAUUUCGAAUACCACCCCAAAGUCUUGGACUACGAGUCGAAAUACGAUUAUAGGGCUGAGAAAGGGGACAGAGAGAACGGGAAGAAAAAUGGGAGGGAGAGAAGGAAAGACCAGCUGAGGAGGGCGGCCAGUGAAUACAAUGUCUCUGGUAAAGACGACGAGGGGUUCGGGUUCUCCGUGAGAGGGGACGCCCCGGUUGUCAUAGCCGCCGUCGAACCCAACUCCUUGGCAGAUGUUGGGGGAAUGCGGGAAGGAGAUUUCAUUAUCUCGGUCGGUGACGAGGAUGUCAAGUGGAGUUCACACGAUGAGGUCGUGAGGCUGAUACAGCAGGCCGCGGACACGCUCACCUUGAGGCUUGCGACGCCCAUGGAUAAGAGCUCCAUCAAGCUGCCCCCCGCCGCGGCGCGACCUCCCCCCUCCAGCGAGGGCUCGGUGUCAGCGGCCUCCAGCGCCUCCAGUGGCUCCUCCCGCGCCACCCCGCGUCCCGUCCCCCGCGCCGCCGCCCCGCGCCGCGCCCCUUCCUGGAACCCCUUCCGCCGGCACUCGUCCCGGGACAGCAGCGCGCACCGCGCCGACCACAACGUCAUAUUCAGAUAAAUCACACUUCUCCUACCCCACGUAUGUAAUCGUUGGCCUCUUGAAAGAACGUUGUAUUCACGCAGACCGCAACUGGUCGGUACGAGAGAGAUACAAACUGUACAGCAUCCAAUUCUGCUAUGCGACAUAGGACUUGUUUGCUCCCGAUAUAUAGAUGGCACUGAACGGUUAUUCGUCAAUUUAGUAACAACAUUAAUUAUGUACAGAGGUAGAAUAAGUUUUUUUUUUAAUACGUAACCGGCAGCCAUUUUAUUUCAAACGAAAAAUACGACGACAAUUCGGAUCAAAAGGUACGCGAGGAACAAACCAUUUUACAUACAACACGUCACGACUCCCCACUAGUGACGUCACACGUUUACUUUGACGCGGAUUAAUCAUAGAAUUACUAUGUCACAUUUAAAUAAAUAAAUGUAAUUAAAAAAAAAUUAUAAUCACUGUCCCAUCGUGUUAUUCCAAUUAAGAUUUAACCAACUGCUUCUUAGAACAAUCUAAGUGAACAAUUGUCACUUUAGAUGUCGGCGGCAUAUAUUUAAUCGAUGGCAAUUAAUUCAAUGCACUUUAUAACCAAACCAGUGACAUCGGAGUAAUCAUUGUAUUUAUCUGUACAUAUCUCUUAAAUUUCGCGACAACGCCUUCCUGUCGUCACUUUGUCGCUUAAGUAUCGUUUUAGACCGUCGCUGGUAUAUGCAUUGCAAACAUUAUUAAGAGACUGGUUCUUACCACGACUUUUUUGCAUGUGUAUGCAGAAGAGCUUAAACACCAUGUGAUAGUGAGUGAUUACCGUGGCUCAUGGACAUUAGCAAUGCCGGAUUCACAGUUAAGCCGCUGCCUACCGCCAACAUCUUAAUAAAAUUCAAUGAGUUCUCAAUGUUUCAUGUCGCGUUCAGACACACCCAUAUAAGAACCCGUUAAAUACUAUGUUAAUUGUAUUGUAAUUAUAUUUUUAUAAUAAAUUCCGUCCAAAUUUCAUGUACUUUAUCCAAUAAUUUUUACUGGUGGUAGGACCUCUUGUGAGUCCGCGCGGGCGUUUACCACCACCCUGCCUAUUUCUGCCGUGAAGCAGUAAUGCGUUUCGGUUUGAAGGGUGGGGCAGCCGUUGUAACUAUACUUGAGACCUUAGAACUUAUAUCUCAAGAUGGGUGGCGCAUUUACGUUGUGGAUGUCUAUGGGCUUCAGUAACCACUUAACACCAAGUGGGCUGUGAUCUCGUCCACCCAUCAAAGCAAUAAAAAAAAUAAAAAUAAAAAUUCCUACGGUAUAAAUUCGCGUCCUUUAUUGUUUAUAAACUCCGUCCAUACAACUAAGAUUGUUGAUGAUUGUAAAUUCGUGCGAAGAGAAUGUGUUAAAGCAAGAUUAUACCCUGAUAGUCUUAAUAAUAAAAUAGUUUAUAUAGUUGAAAUCUGUUAAAUGUGAAACAAUUAUUCAAUGGCUAUGAAUGUUCCAAAGCGUUGUUGUACGUAUUAAUCAGAAGGUAAUCAAUAAAUUUAAUUAUUUGAUGGUGUCAUCCGAAAAGGAAUCCACUAGAAUAUUCAUUAUAAAACAUAUCAAUGUUAAUGAAAGUCAAUAAUAGUGACACGUCUGGCUUCCUUGUACGCACGAAUUUAGUUCACUAGCGCCAUCUGUUAAUCAAGGUACCCAACUAAAUUCAAUUUUGCCGGGAAGCCAAAAUUUUUUAUUUUCAAUUUAAACCGCCUUUUAGUUGAAUUAUCAAAUUAUCCGUCGCCAUCACCGAGCCAUCUUACGUACCUUAAAUGUAUGGACAUUAGAAUCAUUGCGUUCGCGAUCUGUGUUGAUAUGUCAUUUUGAAUUGUCAUUAAUAUAUUUUCUGUACGAGUCGGUGAUUUUAUCGCAAGUAGAAUCAGAUGAGAAUGAGACCAGCUAGUUUAUUGAAUGACAAAUUAAUGGCAUUUCAUUAUAUUUUUAAUAAUUGUAUUCAUUAGUUUAGCGUUCUAGAGAAGCCGAACGAAGUAUAUAUAAGCAAAUACAAAAUACAAUUAAUCUGCAUUAUAUUUUAUUUAUUUAUUUUAUCUUUAUACUUAUUGUAGACAAAAAGAAAAUACAAUAAAAACAGAUUUAAAGAAUGUCUAAAUACUAUGUACAAAGGCGAGCUUAACUCGUUCAUGAGUUUUCUUCCAGCAAACCAUUAGCAGAGAGAAAUACGAUGUAUAAGAGAGGAAUAGUGUACAAUAUAAAAGGUAUUAAAGCAUGAUUUUUAAACUUAGCUUUAAAAAAAACUAAUAUAUAAUGAAAAAUACAUAUAAAUAAACAUACAUAAAACAAUAACUUAAAUACAAUUAAAGUGACAGGAAAUGUUUCCUCAUUUGACUCUUAAAAACUUCUAGAGAGGAACUAGCACGAAUAGGUAUUAUCUAUAGGAAAUUAUAUAUAAUUGUCACAAAAUAUCUUUAUUUGUAAUUACAUAUUAUCUGCUAAUGUAUAUUUUUAAUAAAUAAAUAAAUUUUACUGUGUUAUUUUGGUUGUGAUCGAUUAAAGAUAACCAAACGUAUUUUUAAAUGUUAAAUUGAUCGCAUCCAAAACUUCGGAAUUGGCGGGAGAGUGAGGUGAUGUCGGCCAUGUUGUUGUUUAAAAAUAAAUGUUUAUUUUUGUGUUUUUUUCUUUUGUCAAAUCUCCAUUCACAUGUAGACUGAUUAUAAUAUCGCUCCUCAUAACUAAAAGUAUCAACUGAAAAAAAUAUCUAUGCAAUAUUCCGGAAUAUCUCAAAAAUCUACUCGUAAUCUCGUGUCGUGUUGUCUCGACAAAAAAAAUAUUGUUUUCCGUUAUAAAUAAAUAAUCUUUAUCCUAAGGAAAAAUCUUCUAUAAUUAUAAACUUUUCCGGGUAUGACCUUGAACUUAGACGAUAGAAUUGCCAUACUAAAAAAAUAAAGAGCAGAAUCAAAAAAACAUUCAUAGAGAUUGUUGGCACUUGUCUGACCCCACAAUUUCAAAUUUUGCAAACCUCUGAGUUAAUACUGUUUUAAUUGUGAGGCGCGAUUUUCUGCUGUUAUUUAAAUGUAAAAUAUAUUUAAAUAAAAAUGUAUAUCGAUGUAUAAACAUUAGAAAUAUAAAUAUAAUUUGUUGUUGUUGGUGUAUUGUAUUUAGUUAAAAACAAUAAAAGCGUUUCAUCAAA